AUGGAUUAUAUCAGCGAUAAGAAAACCUCCGACACUGAGUAUCAACGAUAUGGCGCCGUGGAAGGUGAUGAAGUAAGCACCUUCCGUGACGACCGACGCGAAUACUCACGUGGUGGGCGCGGCCGCAGGGGCGGAGCUCACCGAUCGGACAACUGGCGUUUCGACCCGUCCGGCGGCGGCCCCAAUGGCGAUGACAGUGGGGAGUACCGAGGCGGACGGGGUGGCUACCGAGGCGGUCGAGGUGGCCGUGGCGGCGGUCGCGGCAGCCGUGGCUCCUACAACACCUGGACGAACCGUGAAACCCGUGACGAGGACAACGCCAUCCCGGCAACGUCUGAUGUCGCUGGCGCCAACACUCCUUCCACAACCCUGACUCCCACCAGCGCUCCUGCCGAGACUGGCGGUGUCGUCGCUCCUGCGCAGGAGAGUUGUGAGGCACCAUGCGAGUACGGGAACCGCGAGGAUGACCUUGGCUACAGCCGCGGCGGCCGUGGUGGCUACCGUGGUGGUGGCCGCAGCUACGACAGUGGCUAUGGCGGCCGCGGUGGUCGUGGUGGUCGCCGGUACUGUGACCCUGAGGAGGAGGGCGAGGAAGGCGGCUACUCCCAAAGCUACAACAGCGGUUAUGGCGGUGGUGGCUACCGUCGUGGCGGUUACGGUGGUCGCGGUGGUCGCCGGUACUACGACGACGAGGGUGACUAUGCCGAGGGUGGUGACCGUGCCUGCGGUAGGGGUUACGAGGACGACGACCACGAUGACGGCGGCAGUGAUCCCUAUCGUCGCAGUUCCGCUCCCUGGCGUCGUGGGAACUAUGGCCGCGACUUCGACUACGACCGCCCGCGCGGACGUGGUGGUCGUGGCGGUCGCCGUGACUUCCGCUCCUUCCGUAACGAGAACGACGCCAUGGAAGAAUCCGGCGCCGCUCAGGACAACGCGUGGACCUCCUUACCUGCGCCGACAGAGGCGCCGACGGUACCGCGGGAAUCUCCCCCGGCUCCCGCUAAGGCUGAAGAGGGUGUGCCUUCGCCUGCUCCGCAGCAGACGCAGUCGGGCAUUCGUCGCGUCACACGUGCCUCGCACCUGCGCCGGAAUUGCCACGACGAGGCUAAGGUGAUGGAGCUCUUUGAGCAUCGCCACCGUCAGACAGGCAUUUCACUGGACAACUACGACAGUAUUCCGGUGGAGAUGGUGCCACGGGAUGUGAAGCCUGUGGAGGACUUCGCCGACCUGCUUGUCGAGCCGGCGCUGGCUGCUAACAUCGAGCGAUGCGGCUACAAGAAACCGACGCCUGUGCAGCGAUACGGUAUUCCGGUCGCGCUGGCUGGUAGCGAUCUGAUGGCGUGUGCGCAGACGGGCUCUGGUAAGACGGCUGCCUUCCUGAUUCCUGUUGUGCAGUACAUGCUCGUUCACGGUGUGUCGCCAGCGCGUCAGCGCAAGAGCUACCCGAUCGCGCUGGUGCUGGCGCCGACGCGCGAGCUGGCCGUGCAGAUUUUCGACGAGGUCCGCAAGCUCACCUUCAACACAGAUAUCUUCUACGACGUCGUGUACGGUGGAACUCGCUACCCGCAACGCUUUGAGCAGGAUAUCCUGGUUGCCUGCCCUGGCCGUUUGCGCGAUAUGUUCAAUGAGGAGUACCUCUCGUUCUCUGCUAUCAAGUUCCUCAUUCUCGACGAAGCGGACCGCAUGUUGGAGAUGGGAUUCGAGGAGCAGAUUGAGGAGCUCGUCGCGUCACGCUACACCGACAUGCCCACCGUUGAUGACCGCCAGACCUUCAUGUUCAGUGCCACCUUCCCACAGCGCAUUCUCAACCUCGCCAAGCGCUACCUUCGCCGCAAGUAUUACUUACUCACAGUCGGCCGCGUCGGGUCCACAACAAAGAACAUCACCCAGACGAUCGAGCACGUACCGGACAACGAAAAGAUGGACCGCCUCCUGCAGAUCAUUUACGGCCACGAGAUGAGCGAUAUGGUGCUGAUCUUCGUGGAGACAAAGAAGAUGGCUGAGGAUGUGAACCGCCGCCUGCACCGUGAGGGCAUCAGCAGCACUACGAUCCACGGAGACCGUCGUCAGCAGGAUCGUGAGGCAGCCCUGGAGGACUUUAAGCAGAAGGUGACGCCCAUCCUGGUCGCGACGGAUGUGGCAUCUCGUGGAUUGGAUAUACCUGAUGUCGCACACGUCGUGCAGUUUGACCUGCCGCAAGAGAUGGACGACUACACGCAUCGCAUUGGUCGUACCGGUCGGGCUGGUAACAAGGGUAUCGCAACUGCUUUCUACAACCGAAACAACCGCCGCCUUGCGCUCGAUCUGCACAAGUACUUCUCCGAGCAUGGUCAGGAAAUCCCGAAGUGGUUCCAGCAGGAGGCGGAGCUCGUCGAAGGUGAGGCGCUGCUGUCUCGCGACAUUGGGGGCGGCGGUCGUCGUCGUGGUGGUGGUGGUGGUGGCGGUGGCGGUGGCGGUCACCGUUCAGGCGGCAGCGGCGGUCGCGGCGGCGGUGGUGGCGGCGGCUCCUGGGGUGACAGCCGUCCUUCCGCUCCGUCUGGCGGUGGUCGCCGGGGCUGCGGUAUGGAUGACGGUGGCUUUUAA
Leishmania braziliensis MHOM/BR/75/M2904 is the source of this 2583-nucleotide messenger RNA. RefSeq names its product putative ATP-dependent RNA helicase. Gene Ontology annotation, cellular component: nucleus. The coding region runs from base 1 to 2583 and encodes 860 amino acids. NCBI's taxonomy places the organism in Eukaryota, Euglenozoa, Kinetoplastea, Trypanosomatida, Trypanosomatidae. The transcript has a single exon. Gene Ontology annotation, molecular function: RNA binding; ATP binding; RNA helicase activity. The record is from RefSeq and is a predicted model, not a curated record.